This is a messenger RNA of Nezara viridula (southern green stink bug), 866 nucleotides long. The record is from the annotation of a GenBank genome assembly. Lineage: Eukaryota; Metazoa; Arthropoda; Insecta; Hemiptera; Pentatomidae.
GUGAAAUUUUCGUUUGGCGGAUUUCUAUUGCCUACCCAUGAUAAAAAGUCUUUUAAUUUUUUUUACUCGUGACAAAAACAGUUGUCAUUAAGGUGCAACUAACUUCCCAAAGUAUUCCAGAAGAAAAGCCAUGGCGUUAAGAUCACGCAGCGUGAUCUUCGUAUGCUUUGGAAAUAUCUGCCGCUCCCCGAUGGCCGAGGCUAUCUUCAGAAAGAUGCUGGAAGAAAGGGGGUUGGGUGAAAAGUGGGAAGUGGACAGUGCUGGAGUAGCAACGUGGUUUAUAGGGAGCUGUCCGGACCCCAGAGCCAUAUCGGCGCUCAGUAGCAGGAAUUAUACGAUAACGCGCAGGGCGAGGCAAGUGACAGAUAAUGACUUCAACUACUUCGAAUACAUGCUUGCAGUAGACGACGACAUACUGGCCGAUCUUGAAAGGAUGGCACCUGACGAUGCUAAAUCGAAGAGAGAACUUCUGGGGAAUUAUGACCCGUCAGGAGAUUUAUUCAUAGAUGAUCCGUAUUUUACCAAAGGAGACAAAGAAUUUUUGAAAACCUUGGAUCAUUGCAAAAGAUGCUGUGAAGGGUUCUUAAAGAGGGUCGUCUAUGGUAGUAAAUAAUAAUAUUAGCACUUCAAUAUCAACCGAGAUCCAUUUGGAAUAUAUUACAAGACGAUGCACUAUCCGUUCGUAUUCUUAUCACUAUAAUUUAAAAUCUGUUUAAUUAAUUUAAUUUUGUCAAUUUGAACUAUAGAAGACAGUACAGUUUAUUUCUAUUCUUUGACAUUCGGUAAUUUAUGAAAAACAAAAUUUUACAUCAAAAGAGUAUUUGUUUGCGAAAAAAUUUAAAUUAAAUUAUAAACCUAAAACAAAU